CGAGAGCUAUAGAGAGAGAGAACACAAACGAGUGGAUUUUAGAAAGAGAGAGAAAGAGAGAGAGAUCUAGAAGAAAGGUGACGUUCGUCGGAGAUAAUGGCGGCGGUAAGGAGAAGAGAACGAGAAUCGGUGGAAGAAAAUGGAGUAACGACGCCGGUGAAGAGGAGGAAGAUGGAGGAGGAGGAGGUGGAAUCAUCAAGGAUAAUAUCGUCGCCGUGCGUCGUACAGGCGACGAAUAAUCGUGGUGGUGGAACGGUGGAUAGGAAUUCAGCUGGAGCGUCGGAGACGAGUGUUGUAAUAGUUCGACGGCGAGAUUCUUCGGCUGAAGAAGAAGAGGACUAUCAAAUCGGAGAAGAGUCGUGUUGUUCAAGUAUUAGAUUGGAAGAGAAAUCGAAACGGAGAAUCGAAUUUGUAGAUUAUGUCGAGGAAAAUAACGGUGAAGAUGAUGAUGAUGAUGAUCAAAGUGGAACGUCAUGGAUUUAUGAUGAUUUUAAUAAGAGGAGGAGAGAUUCAAAUGGUGAGGAGGAGGAAUCAUCGAUGGAUUCAGAAGAAGAUGUUGUUGUAAAGUCACGUCGUCGGUUAAAGAUGAAUAAGAAGAAGAAGAGUUGUGUGACGAAGACGGUGAAUGAAACUGAGUUAGAUGAUUUUUUCCAAGCGGCGGAGAGUAAUUUACGCAAUCAAAUCUUGGAAUCUUCUAUCAAGUAUAACUUUGAUUUUGAGAAAGAGGAGCCAAUACAAGGUGGACGAUACGAGUGGGUUAAAUUGAAUCCAUGAAGCUGAUCAUGAAAGACUCACCCAACACCCAAAGUACUUGAUCUCUUUCUGUAAUUCAUAUCUCUGCUUAACAAAAUCCCAAAUGUAGAUAUAUCUUUCUCUCUUUCUUUCUUUCUUUCUUUCUUUCCCUCAAAUAAUUUAGUAAAAUGUACUUCAAAUUUCGUUUUGUCUUUCACAAGUAUAUAAUUAGAUUUCAUGUUUUAUUCUU
Molecule: messenger RNA, 982 nt
Organism: Camelina sativa (false flax)
Lineage: Eukaryota; Viridiplantae; Streptophyta; Magnoliopsida; Brassicales; Brassicaceae
Biological process (GO): negative regulation of cyclin-dependent protein serine/threonine kinase activity
Cellular component (GO): nucleus
Molecular function (GO): cyclin-dependent protein serine/threonine kinase inhibitor activity
Source: RefSeq, a predicted model, not a curated record